Messenger RNA from Euleptes europaea (tarantolino), 1164 nucleotides. It is a transcript of the gene ALDOB, whose product is annotated as aldolase, fructose-bisphosphate B. Bases 70 to 1164 code for a protein of 364 amino acids. The transcript is spliced from 9 exons. Gene Ontology annotation, cellular component: cytosol. Gene Ontology annotation, molecular function: fructose-bisphosphate aldolase activity; fructose-1-phosphate aldolase activity. Gene Ontology annotation, biological process: glycolytic process; fructose 1,6-bisphosphate metabolic process. The record is from RefSeq and is a predicted model, not a curated record. Lineage: Eukaryota; Metazoa; Chordata; Lepidosauria; Squamata; Sphaerodactylidae.
CUGUUUGGCUGCAGCUUCCUAACCAACAGGAACUUCUGGAACAGGCCCAGAUAAUCCCCAAGCGCCAUCAUGACCCACCAGUUUCCAGCCUUCUCUCCAGAGCAGAAGAAGGCCCUCUCUGACAUAGCGCAGAGGAUAGUGGCCACAGGCAAAGGAAUCCUAGCUGCAGAUGAAUCUGUGGGUACUAUGGGUAGCAGGCUGCAGAGGAUCAGCGUGGAAAACACUGAAGAGAAUCGCCGUGCCUUCCGAGACAUCCUCUUCUCUGCAGACGCCUCCAUCAGCCAGCAAAUUGGGGGAGUUAUUUUCUUCCAUGAGACCCUCUAUCAGAAAGGCAAUGCUGGAAAGCCCUUCCCAGCCGUCAUCAAGGAUAAGGGCAUAGUGGUUGGAAUCAAGCUGGACAAAGGCACAGCCUCACUGGCAGGAACUAAUGGAGAAACCACCAUUCAAGGUCUGGAUGGCCUAGCUGAACGUUGUGCUCAGUAUAAGAAAGAUGGAGCUGAUUUUGGCAAGUGGCGCGCUGUGCUGAAAAUCACCGAUACAACUCCGUCUCCUCUUGCCAUCCAGGAAAAUGCCAACACAUUGGCACGUUAUGCCAGUAUCUGCCAACAGCAUGGUCUAGUCCCCAUCGUGGAACCUGAGAUCCUACCUGAUGGAGACCACGACCUCCAGCGCUGCCAGUAUGUGACAGAAAAAGUGUUGGCUGCGGUUUACAAGGCUUUGAAUGACCACCACGUCUACCUGGAGGGAACUCUGCUGAAACCCAACAUGGUGACUGCAGGGCAGGCUUGUCCCAGGAAGUAUACCCCUGAAGAGGUGGCCAUGGCGACUGUCACAGCCCUCUCUCGCACUGUCCCUGCUGCUGUUCCUGGGAUCUGCUUCCUUUCGGGAGGCCAAAGUGAAGAGGAGGCUUCUGUCAACCUCAACGCCAUCAAUCUGUGCCCCCUGCCGAAACCUUGGAAGCUGACUUUCUCCUACGGACGGGCCCUGCAGGCAUCAGCUCUAGCAGCAUGGGUUGGCAAAGCCGAGAACAAGAAGGCUGCGCAAGAGGCCUUCUGCAAGCGGGCCAAAAUUAACAGUUUAGCCUGCAGAGGUCAAUAUGUCACCUCUGGAAAGAGCAGUACCGCAGCCAGUCAAUCACUCUUCACUGCAAGUUACACAUACUAG